AUGCCUCUUAACAUGUUUCCACACACCAAAGCAUCCGCCAAUCCAUUCUCAGCGUCAGCGUCCAUAACUCUGUUCUUCAACCCGGCCAAAGAUAUCUCCAUCACCACCACCCCGCCCCUCAUCGCCAUCAGAGUCGCUCACAGAAGAGGAGUGCCAAACGUACCUCGCCGGACUGACACCGAUCUAACAGUUGGCCUCACCGAAAUAGGACAGCGUUUUACGUGGGUGAGGGGUGCAGAUGGCACACUCGUGCCGAUCACAGAGCACCAAAAGACGCCCGCACAUGAAUUCAUGCUGCUGUUUUGCCACUCUGAGAAAAGUGGCAUGGAUAUCAUCGAUUACCAGGAGAAUCCGACACCAUCACAUUGGCUAAUGGAUUUGAAAGAGGCGUCGCCUGUCGGGCGUGUCAAGAUAAACCAGAUCGCAUAG
This is a messenger RNA of Parastagonospora nodorum SN15, 429 nucleotides long. RefSeq lists its product as hypothetical. The record is from RefSeq and is a predicted model, not a curated record. Lineage: Eukaryota; Fungi; Ascomycota; Dothideomycetes; Pleosporales; Phaeosphaeriaceae. The transcript has 3 exons. The coding region runs from base 1 to 429 and encodes 142 amino acids.